Messenger RNA from Xenopus tropicalis (tropical clawed frog), 2131 nucleotides. RefSeq names its product nucleic acid binding protein 2 (gene nabp2). Bases 122 to 733 code for a protein of 203 amino acids. NCBI's taxonomy places the organism in Eukaryota, Metazoa, Chordata, Amphibia, Anura, Pipidae. The transcript is spliced from 7 exons. The record is from RefSeq and is a predicted model, not a curated record. Gene Ontology annotation, cellular component: chromosome; nucleus.
UGGAUGUUGACGUAAAUAUGCCUGCGUCCAAUCGGACUCUAGUUGCUAGUCAAUUGUUUCUCUACGUCACAUUCUCAGGAGAUUACAAUAAACUGAGCACGACACUGAAACAACUGUCAUUAUGACCACAGAAACCUUUGUGAAAGAUGUGAAGCCUGGACUGAAAAACUUAAGUGUUCUAUUUAUAGUCCUGGAAACAGGAAGAGUAACGAAGACUAAAGAUGGCCAUGAAGUGAGAACAUGUAAAGUGGCUGACAAAACUGGUAGUAUUAACAUCUCUGUUUGGGAUGACUUGGGGAACUUUAUUCAGCCGGGAGACAUAAUCAGGCUCACUAAAGGAUAUGCUUCUUUAUUCAAGGGCUGCCUGACUCUCUACACAGGAAGGGGAGGUGAUCUACAGAAGAUUGGAGAAUUCUGUAUGGUUUAUUCCGAAGUGCCCAAUUUUAGUGAACCCAACCCAGAAUAUAUUGCCCAGCAGUCCCAAAACAAGCAGGCUCAGGCAGAGAGUGGCACUGGGACAAACAGUCACAAUUCAUCCAGUCCAGCUCCUCCAGCAUCUGAUCUAGAAAAUGGCAAUGGAUCGAACAGCUCUGGGCCUCCUACCCAUCAAUCCACAGCACCUACUCACUCAACCAGCGGGCGGAUUACACGCAGCCAGCCUAACCAUUCAAUUCCCGGAGCUCCAAACUCUGUCAGUAAUGGCAAAGAGCCACGGCGCACAGGGAAAAGAUAGCAGCCAUAGCCUGUUCCUCAUCUGAUUAGAGAAUUCUCCUCCCUUCGCCCAAAGCACAUAUGCCAAGUGUGAAGGGGGAAUUGGGAUGAUGUUACUUACUGACUUUUAUAAAAGAAUAGUCCAGGCAUCUGUUUUGCACUAGUAGAAAAGACAUUGAGUGAACGCAAGCCAAAUCAAGGGUGCGACGUGGAGUAUAUUGGCCAAUUCAAACAUGUUUUCCGAACGCCUUAUUGUAUUUAGACAGAUUUUAGGAGCUUCUUGUUGUUAAAACUUUAAGAUCUGAAAUUAUUUUAUACACUGCUUUUUUUCCACUCCCAAAUGAAGGUGGAAUCGGGACUUUUACUAAAAGACUUCACAUUUACACUGCAACGGUUUCUUAUGGCAAAAACAGAAUCAAUCAUGUAAUAUACUCGUAUACCAUAUGCGUGUAACCCCCUGCAAAAUGAAAAUGUGGUAUUGCCUUUUAGAAUUAUACACUAGGCUACUGGCAUUUGCUUUGUUUACAAUGCCAGUUGUUAAGAUACCAGUACAAAAGCAAUAUUGUGCAGAAGAAAAGCGUCCCAGUGAAUUCAACAUUGCCAGUAGGCUGAUACUUCUGUUGUUAUUCUAAAUGAUACAAUAGAACCAUUAAACAUACAAAGCCACCCUAAAAAGCCAGUGGUUUUUAUUUGUCAGAAUGAUGUUUUAGCAGGUAAAUUUGAAUCUUUCUUACAAUACUGAAUAAGGCCUUACUGUUAGAGAAGCAGCAUAGACAUAGACCAUUCCAAUAUAAAGUGCUUAGUUUUGCCUGGUUUCCUGCAGCGUGUUAGGGAUCAGAGGUGCCAUGCAGUGAUCAGGACAAAUAAGGAUCCCUUCCCUGUGUUCUGUGAACAUAAAGGUUGCUUUUAAUGUUGCCAGGCUUUAAUGGAAGGGAUUGAGUAUGUAUCAUUUUUACACUAAAUUUAGGUUUUCCAUCUCUGCCAAAAGAAAGUGCCAUCUGUACUGUUGUAAGUCCUUUAAAUUUGUAUAAAUUUGCACCACUAACCCAAUAAUAAGGCAUUAAUUUGGUAAAAAUGAAAUCGGAAUAUGGCUAAUAACAUGCAGGGUAGUCCCAGGUGUUUUGUUGCUGUGCAAUCGAUCCUAAACAUUGCUGCCCAACCACCAUGCUGGAAGGUGCUUGGGUGCCCAGACACUCAGUCAUUCGUUAUUCUAAGAAAAAAAGCAGCGAGGGCCUUUAAGAAACCAGCAGUAGGGCCCUGCAGGAACAAUGAAGAGCUUGUUUUAUUGUAUUUGUUCCUCUCCUGGGCCUUCUGGAUCUGGAGCACAGGCAACCUAAUAUUGGACUGUCUAUUUAUUUUGAAAGUGGCUGACAUUCAUUUUUUGUUUUGAGUUAAAAUAAAAACCUAUUGUGAUUCCUUA